Molecule: messenger RNA, 4250 nt
Organism: Lepus europaeus (European hare)
Lineage: Eukaryota; Metazoa; Chordata; Mammalia; Lagomorpha; Leporidae
Gene: NRG2
Product: neuregulin 2
Exons: 15
Coding region: 745-3309 (854 amino acids)
Biological process (GO): animal organ development; intracellular signal transduction; nervous system development
Molecular function (GO): signaling receptor binding
Source: RefSeq, a predicted model, not a curated record
GGUGGCGAACAGAGGAGAGGAGAGGUUGGUAGUGGAGCUUACAACAUAGAACCCUCCUUCCUCUUCCCUCCUUCCAGGGUGGCCGUGCAGGGAGUGUCGGCCACGUCUAGCGCACUAUUCCAGGCCCCGGGACGAGGGUGGCCUGGGGAAGUGGGGCUCCAGGAUUGCUAAACAGACGGCACCAUUGGUGGUCUCCAGUGCCGGCGCAGGUAUCUUGACUCGCUCUUAAGUGUUAUAGGUGAUUGCCUAAUGGCUGAAAAGAACCACAGGGAACUCGAAAAGGUUUAAGUUUGGAAUUUUCUGCCAUAGAAAAUUGCAACUCCACUAUAAAACAUUCUGAAGCAAUCCAGCUUCCAUACUAACAGCAAAAAUGAUUGUCAGUUACAGGUGACACAACCGAGGGACAGAGAAAUGAAGAGACCUGUGAAGACCACACAAGUACUAAAAAGCAGAGCUAAGAAUCAAAGCCCAGUCUAUGCUUAACAAGUGUUUGUUGAAUAAAUGAGUGACUUCAUUUGGACUUGAGAUACUUGCUCCUUUUCUCCUGAAUAUUCUGAAUAUGUGAUCUCAGUACUUCUGAAAAUUCUCCUGCUGUCUUUAUCUCUGGAACUUGGAACUUCACCUGGUGAUGCUGCAAUCCCAUCCUGCAACACCACAAUUUAUUUCCUGACUGGCAGCGGGCUCUGAUUCCCCUCCCAAGGCGGCGGCGGCUGAGUGGCGGAGCCCCCCAAAUGGCCUGGCCAGAUGCGGCAGGUUUGCUGCUCAGCGCUGCCGCCGCCGCCACUGGAGAAGGCUCGGUGCAGCAGCUACAGCGACAGCAGCAGCAGAAGCAGCAGCAGCAACAGCAGCAGCAGCGACAGGAGCAGCAGAAGCGGCAGCAGCGAGAGCGGCAGCAGCAGCAGCAGCAGCAGCAGCAGCAGCAGCAGCAUCUCCCGUCCCGCUGCGCCCCCAGAGCCGCGGCCGCAGCCACAGCCGCAGCCCCGCAGCCCCGCAGCCCCGCGAGCCGCCGCCCGCUCGCGAGCCGCAGCCGCCGGCGGCAUGAGGCGCGACCCGGCCCCCGGCUUCUCCAUGCUGCUCUUCGGUGUGUCGCUCGCCUGCUACUCGCCCAGCCUCAAGUCGGUGCAGGACCAGGCGUACAAGGCACCCGUGGUGGUGGAGGGCAAGGUACAGGGGCUGGCCCCGGCGGGCGGCUCCGGCUCCAACAGCACCCGCGAGCCGCCCGCCUCGGGUCGGGUGGCGCUGGUGAAGGUGCUGGACAAGUGGCCGCUCCGGAGCGGGGGGCUGCAGCGCGAGCAGGUGAUCAGCGUGGGCUCCUGCGCGCCGCUGGAAAGGAACCAGCGCUACAUCUUUUUCCUGGAGCCCACGGAACAGCCCCUAGUGUUUAAGACAGCCUUCGCCCCCCUCGACACCAACGGCAAGAACCUCAAGAAGGAGGUGGGCAAGAUCCUGUGCACCGACUGCGCCACCCGGCCGAAGCUGAAGAAGAUGAAGAGCCAGACGGGACAGGUGGGUGAGAAGCAGUCACUCAAGUGCGAGGCAGCAGCCGGGAACCCCCAGCCCUCCUACCGGUGGUUCAAGGACGGCAAGGAGCUCAACCGUAGCCGUGACAUCCGCAUCAAGUACGGCAACGGCAGAAAGAACUCACGACUUCAGUUCAACAAGGUGAAGGUGGAAGAUGCUGGGGAGUACGUGUGCGAGGCCGAGAACAUCCUGGGAAAGGACACGGCCCGCGGCCGGCUGCACGUCAACAGCGUGAGCACCACCCUGUCAUCCUGGUCGGGGCACGCCCGGAAGUGCAACGAGACAGCCAAGUCGUACUGCGUCAACGGAGGCGUCUGCUACUACAUCGAGGGCAUCAACCAGCUCUCCUGCAAAUGUCCAAACGGAUUCUUCGGACAGAGAUGUUUGGAGAAACUGCCUUUGCGAUUGUACAUGCCAGAUCCUAAGCAAAAGCACCUUGGAUUUGAAUUGAAGGAAGCUGAGGAGCUGUACCAGAAGAGGGUCCUGACCAUCACUGGCAUCUGCGUGGCUCUGCUGGUCGUGGGCAUCGUCUGUGUGGUAGCCUACUGCAAGACCAAGAAACAGCGGAAGCAGAUGCACAACCACCUCCGGCAGAACAUGUGCCCAGCCCACCAGAAUCGCAUCUUGGCCAACGGGCCCAGCCACCCCCGGCUGGACCCCGAGGAGAUCCAGAUGGCAGACUACAUCUCCAAGAACGUGCCUGCCACAGACCACGUCAUCCGCAGGGAAACUGAGACCACCUUCUCGGGGAGCCACUCCUGUUCUCCUUCUCACCACUGUUCCACAGCCACGCCCACCUCCAGCCACAGACAUGAGAGCCACACGUGGAGCCUGGAACGUUCUGAGAGCCUCACCUCCGACUCCCAGUCCGGCAUCAUGCUGUCCUCAGUGGGCACCAGCAAGUGCAACAGCCCAGCGUGUGUGGAGGCCCGGGCCCGGCGGGCAGCAGCCUACAGCCUGGAGGAGCGGCGCAGGGCCGCCGUGCCACCCUACCAUGACUCUGUGGACUCCCUGCGUGACUCCCCACACAGCGAGAGGUACGUGUCAGCCCUGACCACGCCCGCGCGCCUGUCCCCCGUGGACUUCCACUACUCGCUGGCCACGCAGGUGCCCACCUUCGAGAUCACCUCUCCCAACUCGGCGCAUGCCGUGUCGCUGCCGCCUGCCGCGCCCAUCAACUACCGCCUGGCAGAGCAGCAGCCGCUCCUGCGGCACCCGGCGCCCCCGGGCCCCGGGCCCGGCCCUGGCCCCGGCGCGGACAUGCAGCGCAGCUACGACAGCUACUACUACCCGGCGGCAGGGCCCGGGCCGCGGCGCGGGGCUUGCGCGCUGGGCGGCAGCCUGGGCAGCCUGCCCGCCAGCCCCUUCCGCAUCCCGGAGGACGACGAGUACGAGACCACGCAGGAGUGCGCUCCACCGCCGCCACGGCAGCGCACGCGCGGCGCGUCCCGCAGGACGUCGGCGGGGCCCCGGCGCUGGCGUCGCUCGCGCCUCAACGGGCUGGCGGCGCAGCGCGCACGCGCGGCGCGGGACUCGCUGUCGCUGAGCAGCGGCUCGGGCGGCGGCUCGGCCUCGGACGACGACGCGGACGGGGCCCUGGCGGCCGAGAGCACCCCGUUCCUCGGCCUGCGCGCGGCGCACGACGCGCUGCGCUCGGACUCGCCGCCGCUUUGCCCCGCGGCCGACAGCAGGACUUACUACUCCCUGGACAGCCACAGCACGCGGGCCAGCAGCAGACACAGCCGCGGGCCGCCCGCGCGCACCAAGCAGGACUCGGCGCCCCUCUAGGGGCCCCGCCGCCCCUCCGCCUCGCCCGCCCCACUGUCUUUAUGGCGAACAGAGACCACCGGCCGCAGAGAGAGAGGAGGAAAAAAAAGAAAUAAAAAUAUUUUUAUUUUCUAUAAAAGGAAAAAAGUAUAACAAAAUGUUUUAUUUUCAUUUUAGCAAAAAUUGUCUUAUAAUACUAGCUAACGGCAAAGACGUUUUUAUAGGGAAACUAUUUAUAUGUAACAUCCUGAUUUACAGCUUCAGAAAAAACAAAAAACAAAAAACAAAAAAAGAGAGAUGGGCCAAUUUUUUGACUCUUUACUAGAAACUUAUAUUGUGGUGCCUUUUGCUGUACGCUAUUCUGGGGCUCCCGGGUGGGGAGGGGGCGUCACCAGCCUCGGCCCUGAGUGGGAGCUUUGCCACCAGGCAGGAGCAUGAGGGGGUCAGGUGACUUCCAGAGGGAGACAAAGACCCAGCGGCAGCAACCCAAAAGGGGAGGUGGCCUCCCCGCUCCUCACAGCUGCUCCGGGAGGGGCUGAGGAGGUCACCCCGACAGCCCGGGCCCAGGGAGGGGGUGGCGCCCCCUCCCCCGCGGCCUCCUCCGCAGCACCUUCGUUUACAGGUCGUCUUUUCUACUUUACGCCUGCAUGUCCUUUGCAUUUCAGACUCUAGAUCGGAUGCAUGGUCACGCUGGGACCGAGAAGAGCCACUCAGUGUAUUCGAUUUGCCUCUUAGCAAUAAAACAACACCGUGUCCCUCUCACAGCCCACCCUCCAGCCCCCAAACCACCUAUGACUUCCAGUCCUGCCCUCCCACCCCCCACAACUGGGUCCACUGCUAAUUUGUCAAAAAGGUCAUUGUUUAAAAAAAAUUACAUCCCAAACAGAAACAAAUGGGCACCCUGCCCUGAGAUGUCCAAACACCUGACUGUUGACACUUGAACAUUUUUAUAUUAUAAAUAA